Molecule: messenger RNA, 7341 nt
Organism: Eriocheir sinensis (Chinese mitten crab)
Lineage: Eukaryota; Metazoa; Arthropoda; Malacostraca; Decapoda; Varunidae
Exons: 10
Coding region: 1032-2753 (573 amino acids)
Source: RefSeq, a predicted model, not a curated record
CGGAAGGACCUGUGCUAUAUCGUAUGACUAGAGAUGAAGUAUAUCGUUUUAGUGGCCAAGUUAUUAUGUACUUUUUGUGUAUGUAAUGGUAGUGCUCAACCCAUACAGGACCACUAUGUAAAAGAGGACCAUUUAGUCUAUCUGUAAGGGACAUGUUAUUUAGAAUCUUAAGGAGAGGAGUUGAAUUAUUAGUCUAUAUGCCUGUACUUUACCUGCCUGUAUAUUUUAAUGAUUUUUUAAUGCCUACUAAUCUCCUUACCUAGGCAUCUAACAUUGGUAUUUUUCACCUUGACUUAAUAAUAUAUCUUGCUGACCUCAUACCUGCCUCAGCAUUACUAAUAUCCAAGGUAGUUAACAUUGGGAACACUAAAACCUUAACAAAACAAACACACUCCAUCACCAUAUGUACAUACUUAUAAAACACACACAACCUCCCAACAACACAUGCCACACACCUAUUGGAGACUGACAUAAGACAACCAGACACAUCACACUCCACUAAAAUCUUGAGAAAACACACCUCCACACACCCACAGACAAACACACUCCAUCACCAUACAUACAUACUUAUAAAACACACACACCCUCCCAACAACACAUGCCACACACCUAUUGAACACUGACAUAAGACAACCAGGCAUAUCCCACUCCACUAAAAUCUUGACAAAACACACCUCCACACACACUCUACAUACACCUACCACACACCCCUAUCAACACACCACACCACACAACUAACAGACACUAACACGCCUAACCCAACACAUCCCCCUCCCUCCCUGCUGGCCCUCAGACACCCCAGCACUAACCUAACACAACAUAUGGUUUUCUUGGAGUAGUUUCCUCAUCUGCUCGCUGGCCUUGAGUGCCCGGGCGGUGGAGCUUGGCAAGGCUGAGCAGAGCAGUGUUGCGAGGCUGAGCUGCUUCCCCUCACCUGUUGCAGUGUUGUAGUGUCCAUAAAGGCGGCAACGCAAGCCCCUUACACCGCAUGACUCUGCUCUCCUCAUCGCUAGUCCUCCCUGCUCCUAACUAUGGCUGCUUGCCGAAGGAAGGUUGAGGUGGUGGUGGUACUUCUCCUGACGUUGGUGCCCUGGCCCGGCCCCCUAGAGCCUCGGCCAGCAUGCACCAGGGAGAAGGCGGCGCUCGUCAGGAAGCUGGUCAACAAGAGGUGGCUGCCGGUGCUGGACAAGUAUGGGGUCACGCUGCCCCUGGAGUGCCCGCUGCAUGCCGCCCGGGACGUCUUCGCCCAGCAGGAGGCGGCCAAGAUCCACGUGCCGCCCCAGUGGACCUGCGGCCUGUGUGGCAAGGCCUUCUACCACGAGGCACACCUGGACCGCCACCUGGACAACCGCCACGAAGAUUACCUCAACAAUGGUGAGGAUGUGGUGUGCCUUGCGGACUUCUGCGACGUGAUGCGAUGCGAGGUGCUGCUGGAGAGGAUGCGGGACUUUGACGACACCCCCCCCUCGGCCACCGCCCUUGACCUGUGGCACCAACCCCUCCUGCUGUCUUCCCCUGCCAUGCACCAGUCCCAGCCACACACAGACCAAGCGGUGGAGCGAGCACUGCCCCGGAGCCUCAUCAGGUCCUCACACUCAGCCCAGCCAUGGUACCAAUGGACUCGACAGCCCCGCCUCCGACACCACGACCCCCCGCGUCAGCCCCCCGCCAGCCCCCCCACACCCAUCCUGGCGCCUGACCUCUCCGGGGAGCACGAUGGGGAGGAGCGGCGGGGCGUGGUGGAGCAGGGGGAGCCGGGGCAAUGCGAGGGGGAGGAGGGGGACUGCCACACCCCUCCGGAGGACACCAACAACUCUGACUGUUUGGGGCCUGUGCCUCGCCCACCAGACGAAAGUGGCCACGUGACGGGCGGGCCUCGGGAGCUGCCCCUCCACCCCCUGCACUCCUGGCGGGACACCUGCAAUGAGGAACACCUGGCUGAGCUCAGAGUAAAGUGUCAGCAACUCAUUCAGCAGUGCAUUGGAGGUCUUUUGCUUAACCUUACCCUAGAGCAAUUCAAGGAAGUAGAAGGAGCGCUGAGCCGGGCCGUGUGUUGGUACCUGACCUGCGACCGCUAUUGGGAGGCAGGGACCAUGGAGCCGCCAGAGUUCCCGUGGGGCCUCGUGACGGGCCUGGUCCUCCUCCUCACCCUCGGCAUCUCUCUCGCCUACUACAUUGUCUGGGUGCUGUGCGAAAGUCAAGACUCAUACAGUACUUCCAAGACUGAACAUGGCUUUGAAAAGAGGUCUCCGGAUGGCGGCGGAAGCACCCCCGGCAGCGUGAACGAGGCCGGGGACGUCCCACCACUCAGGUCCACCAAACUGAGACACUCGGCCACCACCGAGUCGGAGAGUGAAUGUCGGGACUCCGGCUUCAACGAGGGCCCACCGUACCCCGACGUGAGCGACGCCAGCCACGUCUACAGCGACUUUGACGGACAGUCUUACCGUUCGAGACACUACUCCGAGGACUCCAGGCUCUCGUACGCGCCCGAGGACUAUCCCCACGGCCACAAGUACUACAUCACCGAGGAGAGGAUGUUCAACUACGCCACCACGUUCAUGCCAAACUAUGAACAACGACGACUCAGACGAAACCGCUACAACUACUUAGACGAUUACGAUAAUUAUCAAGAUUUUCCGGAGUCUGAUAAGUAUUACGACACUUCUAGUCUAAGCCGAGAGCACAGCGACAGCUUCAUCUAUGUCUCUUAUCCUCCUGAUGUGAAAAAAAGAUUUAAUGAAAAUAGGUGAUGAAAGAAUUGCGAAUUUUAUCUUUUCGUAUAUUUAAAAUGGCACUGUUUUGCCGAGAGAAUGCCAGUGGAACAGAAGUGUAAGGCUGCAUGAGGGAAGUGCUGCACCUCUGCUGACACAGAAACAAUCAUAUCUUGAGGAAGUGAGGCACUUGGGGUUCAUGCCGAGGUCAGUAACCUGUUUUGUUGACAAGAAUCAUGAUAAAUAUUUUAUAGAUAUGCAGCAAUUUAUGUACUCUAUAAAUUGUCAGCUGAUAUACCUAUAUUAUUUGCUGAUUCUUUUAUAUUAUUUACAUACUACUACAUAGGCUAAAGGCAAAUUUCCACCACAUUACUAUUCCAUUAUUUAUCAGUGUAGAAUGUGAAAUGUAGACCAGACUUAGAAACCUUGUUUAUACAAUAUAACUAACAAGUCUAUCAGAUGUACAGACUAUGUGUGUUGCUAUGGACCAAGACUUACUCAUUAGUUUUUGAAGGCAAACUAGACGUUUUGAUGAUUUGUUACGUGAUGACCUGAGCUGGCUGGUGACUGUGGGAAGGCCCGUGGCGGGAGUACAGAAAAGUCUUGUUUAUUUGACAGUCCAGUUAGGAGGAGGUUCAGUAACAGUUAGGAGGAGGUUCAGUAACAGUUAGGAGGAGGUUCAGUAACAGUUAGGAGGAGGUUCAGUAACAGUUAGGAGGAGGUUCAGUAACAGUUAGGAGGAGGUUCAGUAACAGUUAGGAGGAGGUUCAGUAACAGUUAGGAGGAGGUUCAGUAACAGUUAGGAGGAGGUUCAGUAACAGUUAGGAGGAGGUUCAGUAACAGUUAGGAGGAGGUUCAGUAACAGUUAGGAGGAGGUUCAGUAACAGUGUUCCUAGUCAGGUUUGUUACCCAGAAACCCAGUAUACUGUAUGCCUUGGUAUACCUAUGCAUUUCUUAUGGAGUUAUAAACACAUUUUAUUAAUAAACUUAAAGUCAAGGAGACUUUUAAGGUUAGAAAAAUUACAGGAGAGAAUGGUGAGUUCUGAGUGCUGCCAGGUGCUUGCUCCAUCUACCACUUACCCAACAGGCAAACUUGGUAGAAGUUGGCUUAGAGGAAAGUACAUAAGCCAAGUGUCAUUUUAGCAAGAUUCUUCUGUACUCAAAUGUCCCCAGCUGUUCAUUAUAUGUAGACUACAUGUUCUGCUCCUUCAGUGCUUGUACAUUUUGGGAGCUUGUUUCUAAAUGAGUAGAAGGAUGGGGCGUCUGGGUCUCCCUGUCAAGGUAUUUCAGACAUAAUCCUCAGUUUUGGGAGCACACAGGAAGCAGUCAACAACCAGGCUGUCAGCGGCCCACGGUUUGAUUGUUCUUGACCCUAAAACACUGCUUAUUACUCCCACACCUGAGCUGCUGUAAACACUUGGGCAUCACACACCCGAAAGGAACACGCCAUCUUGUUUACAGCAUUUUGAGACUGUAUAACCAGCAGUGCAUUUUUUAAUACUGACACACAGUUUAAUGUCUCAAGGAACACCGAUGGCAGAGCACAGUGCAAGGUAGCUUGUUGCCAGUGUUCCAUGGUGCAAUGUGCAUGGUGCCACUGUCACUGGACUGGGCAGAGCAGCGGCUAUGUUCGGCUCUGCUUUGUUGCUAUACUGUACAUGGUAUGUGUUACGUUCAUAACUUGUGAGUCUACUUAGAGAAAACUUAUUUUUGUAUUUAGUGGUACUCUAUCACAAAGCGUUUUAGCUGAGUACAAAUACAAUGAAAAGACUCGUUUGUGAUAACCGUUAUGAAGGAAGGUAGAGUGUGGUGUUAGAGUUACACUUCCCACGAGGAGUAUCUAGAGGAAAAUGUAGAUACCUGGAAGUUACGUACGGGGAUAGGCAUACAUUCAUAGUUGGUAGAGCACUCAGCAUUUGUUACAUUGAGACACAGUUAAAGAAGGUGACCAAGGAAGGCAUACACAGCUGAGCAACAUGUUAGCGAGAUGAUCUGUACUUUUCACUCCAUUGUAGCCUUGGUAGUUAGCAUUCAGUCACAGAGGCAAGUACUAACCAGUCCCUGAGAUUCUGGUCCGAGGUUUUGACGGGACUAAACUAGACGCCAUCACUUAUGAAUAACAUUUGCAUUCUACAGCUCCAUUUUUUACACUUUUCAUACAGCAUUGAGAUUUGCUGUUUCAACAUAUACAUGAAUAACAACUUGCGUUUCUUCCAUAACUCUAAGGCUUUUUGAUAACAUUCCACUGGGACUCGUGUGAUGACAUGUCUGGAGGAAAAGGUGUCAUUAGAGAAAUUCCUGUCACCUUCAAGAGACCAAAGAAAACUUAGUAAAUCUUUCACGUGUACAAAAAUAAUCCGUAAAAUGUUUGUAAGCUUCACAUUUCACUGGACUCCUAAGAAUAAGUCCAUCAGAUUUGACACACGUAUUAGACCACUCACAAGAACAAGAGGCUCGUCUCUCAGCUCCACAAUGACUCACCAAAAGGGGUUCUACGAUUUAUUUCUCUGUGGUCCGUCCUUCCUUUAGAUCUGCCAGUACUGUAAUCUAUCUAUGCUAACGCAUGAUUAGUGAAGCAAGAACACUAUAGUUAUUUGCUGUAAAAGGAGGCUUCUGGGUAAACGCUUGCCACCAUUAGCUAACCGGUAAAGCAGGUUGUGUUAGUCAUGUCUUACGGCUGGCUAGAGUUGGCCAGCUUGUUAUAACGCACUGGUCAUUUGUCACAUAUUUGCUAAUAAACUAGACUUUUCAGUAAUGCCUUUGUCUUGUGUGCAUUACAUUACUUGCGGGUGUGUCUGGGCCUGGCAGGGCUGUGCUGGUGCUGGUGUGGAUGUGUGUGUGUGUGUGUGUGUGUGUGUGUGUGUGUUAGACCUGCUAAAUCCUCAUUAUUGAUACCAUAUUUUCCACACACCUUUCUGGUUUUGUCACGGUGUUCUUAGCAUAAGGAAAUACUAAUUCCACAUUCCAUGAGUAAAUGUCAUGCAUUUAGAUACAGAUGCAGAUAGGAACAUUAUUUGUAUAGUAUGUAAUAUUUAUCUAUCAAAAUUUCUUAUGUCUGUAAUUUAAAGAUGUCCCUCACUGAGAAACAGAAAAGGGCUGAGGUUGUGAAGAUUACUAUCGCUGAAAAAUUUCUUUCCCCUAAAGGCUGUAAAAAUACAAUAAAGUGCUAGAUGCAACAGGAGGGCAGACCCACAUACACUGAGGUAAUGUAAUGCACAACACUUUAGUAAGUUUGAGCAAUAAGUAGAUAGCACUGUAGUGUAGCUGCAUGCAGGCUGUGAGAAAGAAGAGCUGCAGUUAGCCUAAAGGUCUCUUAGUUCUGCUGACCAUAACCUGCAACUCUACUCCCCAGCCGUGGACGUGAGGGUAUGAAUGUCACCUCAGGGGAUAUAUACUUCAAACACAAAAUUACUAUGUGAAAAUAAAUACAAAAAUGUCCUUACUCAGAAAUUCAUGAUCUUCAAAUUCAAAUUGAGUGUGAGCAUUGGAUCACUCACAUAGGAUAAUUAUUGUUUUUAAGUGAGAAAGGCAUUUAUGCCUAACAAUGUUUUCUUGAGCUUGAUAAUUCUAGUUAUGUACUUAACGUAUCUGGCCUUGCAAGAUGGGACUGUUUUCUUAUUGUGUAGGGGACAGCAGAGAUGUAUGUUGUGUGUUGCACCAUUAGCCUUGUUUUGAAAAAUGAAUAGGUGUAAGCUUGACCUCCAUGCUAGACUAGCCUUAAUGUAAUCAGUUUUAUGCACCAAUUAGUGGACACGGGAUCUUCUGAGGGUAAAAGUCUUGGACGACAAACAUCCGAGUCAGGUCAUGGCCAGCUCCUGCCUUCUUACUGUAAUAUGUACCAAGUAUGAUGAAUAUACAAAGACCUGUGGUGAUAAUACUUAUCGUUAUUCAGGUUAAUUUGCUGCCAAACAUACACUGCUUGCUGAAUGAUAUGCUGUUGCCCUGGUGCACUGGGCUAAGGUACAUCUCAGGAGUGCCUCACCUCUCAACUUAAGUGCUAUUUGCAAGCAUCUCUGUUCAUGUGUUAGGGUCCUCCAAGGAUGGACCAUGGACAAUACAGGUAGGUUGUGAUGCAAAAAGUGUACAUUAAACACUUCAUUCAUGGGUACUGGUGAGUCUUGUACUUUUAUUGCCUGGUGAAUGUCACAAGAUAAAAUAUCCUGUUGUACUUUCAAAGAUUAAUAGUACGUAAUGUAUAUGGUGUAUACAGAAUGUUACUGGGCGAGGUGUGCCCCUACUGUGUGAGGGAACACCACACUCAGUAUCACAGUUUUUGCAUAAAAUAUUCCUCAACUGAGUCAAAAGAAGCUGCAUUAAAAAGUGUAACUACAAUCGUGACUUUGUGAAUGCUGUCUGACACACUCAAGUUUAGGUAUGACAAUACUGUAAAAUAACUAUCACUAUACACGUACUACAUUGUUCACAUGACAAAAUCUGUUAUGUUAAUCCACAAGCACAACACUGCUCUCUGUGUUAGAAGGGUACAUGAAGCCAAGCACUCAUGCAGCACUGGACACAAAUAUGAUCACAAAAUUUGUCUCUUGCAGUUUCAUCCUAUUAUGAACCCUUGUAACACAUAAUACCAAGGAAUGAACAGUGAAUGAAAGAAAUAUAAUUGUUACUCAAA